This is a messenger RNA of Puntigrus tetrazona (Sumatra barb), 1784 nucleotides long. RefSeq names its product chitinase, acidic.1 (gene chia.1). The transcript has 12 exons. Gene Ontology annotation, cellular component: extracellular region. Gene Ontology annotation, biological process: chitin catabolic process; carbohydrate metabolic process. The record is from RefSeq and is a predicted model, not a curated record. NCBI's taxonomy places the organism in Eukaryota, Metazoa, Chordata, Actinopteri, Cypriniformes, Cyprinidae. Bases 157 to 1524 code for a protein of 455 amino acids. Gene Ontology annotation, molecular function: chitinase activity; chitin binding.
CAAUUCUUGUGAAGUUAGCACUUAUCACCUGUACUUUGGAACUAUUAAUAAUGUAUAAGUAUACAGGAUCAUGAACGGUUUUUCACCAAACUGGCCAUUCUGAGUGCAGCCGGCAGCUCUGUUUCUGAGGAAUACUGGUUUGGACCAAGACCCAAAAUGACUAAAUUAACACUUUUAGCCGCACUGGGCAUCUUGCUUACAGUGCAGAUGGUGGCUUCUACAAAGCUGGUGUGCUACAUGACCAACUGGUCCCAGUACAGACCCGGCAAUGGCAAGUUCCUGCCAGAAGACAUUGAUCCGUUCCUCUGCACACAUGUGGUUUACGCUCUGGCAACCAUCAGCUAUUCUAAUCAAAUCACUACUGUUGAAUGGAAUGACGAUGUGCUCUACAAGUCACUGAAUGAACUGAAAAAAGUAAAUCCCGCACUGAAGACCUCGCUGUCUGUUGGAGGAACAGUCAAUGGUGUCAGUCCAUACAUCAAUAUGGUGUCGACUCCAGAGAACCGCAAAGCUUUCAUCAGUUCUGCAUUGCAGUUCCUGCGUCUCCAUGAGUUUGAUGGUAUAGAUAUUGACUGGCAGUACCCAGGUCACAAUGGAAGCCCACCGGAAGACAAGCAGAGGUUCACUACAUUCCUGAAGGAACUGAGAGCAGCUGUUGAACAGGAGGCCCUAGACACAAGGAAAACUCCUCUGAUUAUCUCCUGCAAAGUUUCCGGCAUCAAGUCCACGAUUGAGCGUGCUUACGAGGUUGCUGAAGUUUCAGGUCUGUUGGAUUUCUUGACCAUUUUGUCUUUUGACUACCAUGGGCACUGGGACCCCGUGACAGGGCACAACAGCCCCCUUUUCCGCAGCUCCUUGGACACUGGAAACAUCAUUCACCACAAUAUCAACUCAUCUGUGGAUGUCUGGUUGGGCAGUGGGGCCCACGCUGACAGGCUGCUUCUUGGCUUCCCCACAUAUGGACGCACAUUCUUGCUGUCCACUUCGCAAACAGGUCUCGGGGCCCCAGCCAAUGGCCCUGCUGACGCUGGCCCUUACACACGCGAAGCAGGAUUCUGGUCCUAUUAUGAGAUUUGCCCCAUGGAAUCAAGCGUCACCAUUGAAUGGAUCGAUGAGCAGAUGGUGCCCUAUGCGGUUCAAGGAAAGGCUUGGGUCGGAUUUGACAACCGUGAAAGUUUUACCGCUAAGGUGGAGUGGCUUAACUCCUUAAACUUGGGAGGAGCGUCGGUGUGGACCUUAGAUUUCGACGAUUUUGCAGGCCGAUUUUGUUACAGUGGAUCUUAUCCUCUUGUCAACCAUUUGCGCAACGCACUGGGUUUCCCGCCCAAACCCACCACUACGCCACGUCCCACCACGACCGCUGACCCCAUCACCACCUUCUGUGUCGGCAAACCAGACGGGCUGUACCCGAACCCUGCAGACGAAACCACUUACUUCCAGUGCUUCCGUGGAAACACAUACCUUCAUACGUGCCAACCUGGUCUGGUCUAUGUUGAUGAUUGCAAAUGUUGUAAUUGGCCUUGAGGACAAGUUCAAAUGCUCUCCCCCGUUCAAUACAGCUGUUGUCCUUAGUUAUUACCUCUGCUUCUGAAUAUCCAAGUCAUUGUUUAAAAAAAAAACCCAAAAAACAGUCAUAACAAUUUUAAAUUGGUCAGAUUUUUCCCUGCAUUUUGUUAAUCCGAAAUCAUGAUGUCCUAUUCAGUACAGUCUAGUUUUCUCUUGUUGUUGUGCAGCAAAACGGUGUAUUACUUUUCAUAUAAUUUUUAAUAAAAAUAUUUAUAGCA